Messenger RNA from Condylura cristata (star-nosed mole), 1972 nucleotides. RefSeq names its product TOR signaling pathway regulator (gene TIPRL). Gene Ontology annotation, cellular component: cytosol. The transcript is spliced from 7 exons. The coding region runs from base 244 to 1068 and encodes 274 amino acids. Gene Ontology annotation, biological process: TOR signaling. The record is from RefSeq and is a predicted model, not a curated record. Lineage: Eukaryota; Metazoa; Chordata; Mammalia; Eulipotyphla; Talpidae.
GGUCACGCAACAUUAGCAACUGGUCUCGGAAGUAAAACGCAAAGGGGCGGAGAAGAAGGCGGAAAGGAGGGUCCUUGUCGUGGGUUGGCCGGCAGGGGGCGGGGCGGGGCUGGGAAUGGUAACGGCUCUGAAGGCGAGGGCGCCGGGCCGGAGGGAGGCGGAGGAACCGGUGCCCCCCGCCGCUGCCGCUGCAGCCGCCGCUCCCGCCUCCUUCCUGUGGUUCACCCGGGUCCCGCCGCGGCCAUGAUGAUCCACGGCUUCCAGAGCAGCCACCAGGACUUCUCCUUCGGGCCCUGGAAGCUGACGGCGGCUAAAACUCAUAUCAUGAAGUCAGCGGAUGUAGAGAAGUUAGCUGAUGAAUUGCAUAUGCCAUCUCUUCCUGAAAUGAUGUUUGGAGACAACGUUUUAAGAAUCCAACAUGGCUCUGGCUUUGGGAUUGAGUUCAAUGCUAGAGAUGCAUUAAGAUGUGUAAACAACUACCAAGGAAUGCUUAAAGUAGCCUGUGCUGAAGAGUGGCAGGAAAGCAGGACGGAGGGUGAACACUCCAAAGAGGUUAUUAAGCCAUAUGAUUGGACGUAUACAACAGAUUAUAAGGGAACGUUACUUGGAGAGUCACUAAAGUUAAAGGUUGUACCUACAACAGAUCAUAUAGAUACAGAGAAAUUGAAAACCAGAGAACAGAUUAAGUUUUUUGAAGAAGUUCUCCUGUUUGAAGAUGAACUUCACGAUCAUGGAGUUUCGAGCCUGAGUGUGAAAAUUAGAGUAAUGCCAUCUAGCUUUUUCCUGCUAUUGCGGUUUUUCUUGAGAAUUGAUGGGGUACUUAUCAGAAUGAAUGACACAAGACUGUAUCAUGAGGCCGACAAGACCUACAUGUUAAGAGAAUAUACAUCACGAGAGAGCAAAAUUGCUAAUUUGAUGCAUGUUUCACCUUCCCUCUUCACGGAACCUAACGAAAUUUCACAGUAUUUACCGAUAAAGGAAGCAGUUCGUGAGAAGUUACUAUUUCCUGAAAGAAUUGAUUCAAAUCCUGCAGACUCACAAGAAAAUACACCUGUGAAUAGAAAGUGAUACAACAUACACUCAUCAUGGAGUCUGACUGGAGACCACAGCUGUUUUGAGCGAGUAUUUUUAUUAAGAGAAUUGCCUUGUCAAUGUGCAGAUUUUCUGGCACCUUACAGGAAAAAGAAAUAAAAGAUUGUUGCAGGCAGGUUCCAUUCAACUGCUGUUCGUACUGUUUAUCUUCAAAUUUAUAUUCCAGAUUUAUAUUUCCUGGAGUUAAAUUAGGAUUUCUAAAUUGCCACAAAGUAGGACCUCACCAGUAGUGAUGUGCAUGUCUCCUGUGUGUGAGUCUAAUCCGCCUCUAUCAUGAGACCCUACCUCCUACCUGUGGGGAGAUUAACUGAAAUCAGUGACUGGCAGAACCUUGUGACCUUCCCGAGCCCUGCUCAUAUCUCUGCUGCUCUGCCCUUUCACUGGAGCUCCUGAAGGUUUAUUCGCACUCCUGGAGAAUCAUCACUUGCCUCCCAGGAAUCCAUCUCAUACAUUGAUGAUUUUCCCCUACAAAUAAAAUAAAUUAUUUUACCCUAAAAUUUUAACUGGUUUUUGUGGUUCAAAAAAUUUCAGACACAGAACCAUAAAACUUAGUUUUUUGUGAGAACUUACGCUGUUAUGCCCGAGGAAACACAUGGGCAUGGUUUGCCCUGACAGGUAGGACAUCGGAUGGCUUUCGUCCAUCGUCAGGUGCUUUUUCUUAGGUGUAGCCCAACUUGUACUAACAUUUUCACCUCCAUCUUCUGUGCAAGCUGCGAGUGAAUAAAUUCACUUAAUAUUGAAUUUGGAGUUGGUUCUAAAAAGUUACUUAAGUGUAAUAUAGAUUGUUUCUAGAAAAUGUUACAUCAUGGGCCUUCCCUGAUGGUGCAGCGGGUUAAAAGCACAACACUGAGAAGCUAAAGUCACUUCCACAUGAGUUUGA